GCUACCAGCCUUACGUCCGAUGGUCGAACCACGACAUCACCGAAGAGGAUGUCUUCUGGGAAAACAAUCAACAUUUCUUCACUGGCCUUCAGUCGGAGAGUCUUCAAGAAUUUCCCGGAGUUAAUUCCCCUUGCCUCGUUCAUCGGUGCUGCUGUGCUGGGAUGUGGGACAUACAUGGUGUAUGCCAUCACAACUAAACCGGAUGUCAGAGUGAACAAAAAGACUGAUCAGCCACCGUGGGAGAAGGUGAAAGGCAACCAGUCUACAAAGAUGAUGAACAUCAACCAGCAGUACCAGGAAAUACCGGAGCUACAGAAGCUGAGGGACGAGAUCGGCAGCUACAAAUUUUAACAAGACCGAGAAGAAUAAUUAAAAAAAAAUCUUCUUCUUUUUUUUUCAACUCGUGAAAACGUUUUGAGUGUGUUUUCCAUAUGAAGUCUCAAAUUGUUUGUUAGAGAUUUUAAAGUUGUUAAAGGUAGAUUUAAUUAAAAGGUUUGACAUUUGUUAGUAUUGUUUUAAAUACUGGUAUCCAUGAUCAGGUGAAAUUCUUCAGGUUCCAUAGCGAUAUGUUUUGUUUAACGAACAGCGCACAAGUUAAUGCAAUAAUGGCAGGGUACUAUUUUAAUUACAAUAACGAAACCAAACUGUACGUUUGUUUUCUAGUCUCCUCAAUUCUUAUAAUACAUUUAUGAAAUAAAACACAAAAUCUAUCGUGAGAUAUUUUUGUAACAGUUUCAUGUACUAACAACAGAUUUGUAAAAUAAACAGGCUGUAAAAUUUCAA
Gigantopelta aegis is the source of this 783-nucleotide messenger RNA. RefSeq names its product normal mucosa of esophagus-specific gene 1 protein-like. The coding region runs from base 49 to 351 and encodes 100 amino acids. NCBI's taxonomy places the organism in Eukaryota, Metazoa, Mollusca, Gastropoda, Neomphalida, Peltospiridae. The record is from RefSeq and is a predicted model, not a curated record. The transcript has 5 exons.